AUGGGCAACCACCAUCCGAUCUUACUAUUCCUGCGUUUUUUGACUAAGCACAACAUCAUCCUCCUUCCAAAUCACCAGGCACCCAUGCGACGAUCCCACAUAACUUGUUCCGCAGUGAAAGCCUUCGAACGGAAAGCCUCUAAAUGCAGCGUUCUUGAGCUUGUAAACCUUGUUCUCCGCAAGGUUAACGAAGCGCGGAGUAUCGUCCCGUCGUAUUUUUCAUCUAUAGGGAUCGCCAACCAUGGAGCUUGA
Messenger RNA from Prunus armeniaca (apricot), 252 nucleotides. NCBI's taxonomy places the organism in Eukaryota, Viridiplantae, Streptophyta, Magnoliopsida, Rosales, Rosaceae. The record is from the annotation of a GenBank genome assembly.